AUGUGUUGUUGCCAUUGCUCGUGUCUCUAUCGAAACUUACCAUUUCUUCAUGGUUUAACUGGUUUCCUCGAAAUGAUUCUUGGUAUAAUCCGCCUCGCCAUUUUCUUUUCAUCCAACCCGCGAAAACAGUACACAGCCAAGUACAAUGCUGCGUUCAUUGUCGAUUGGAUUAGUUCUAUUGUUCCAACAUUAGUUGGUUUAUUUACUGCUCUAAUCAUUCUUCUGAUUCUAUUCAAACUUCUUGCCGCGUGCUGCAGAGCUGCUACCGAUAGCAAUAGUGGAAGUAGUAGUAAAGGUUUAGUACGUAAACUACUUCAGAGCAAAAGUAUUCGCCGUUUUCUUGUCAUGGAUUGUAAUUGCCCGNUACGUUUCGAAAUCGGUGGAAGUGAUGUGGAUUCUGCUUGGCAAGCGGCACAAAGACUUUUAGAACCUACAAAAUUUACCUUCGAAAACAUUUCAAUUCAAUUUGCAUUACCUUCUGUGCAAUUUUCAUGUAGCAAUCAAUUGGGAUGGUCAAUUAGCCGUGCAAAUAAUCGUCUUAAUAUCGACUAUGUUCUAUAUACAUCCACUGUAGAACAAACUAUCAAACUUGAUGCAUUAGCUGAAGCAGUAGGUAUAGUUGCAGUGAAACUCUCUUCUACUAAGAAUGACAUAUUGGUUCAACCGAUUACUAUUUCGCAAAACUCAAUGCUUUAUGCUAAAUGGGAUGAUUUGUGUCUGACGAUUCCGUUCAAACCAAUGAAUGUAUCAACGCUACGGAAACUUCCGAAAUUUUCUUGUUGA
Messenger RNA from Adineta ricciae, 783 nucleotides. The record is from the annotation of a GenBank genome assembly. Lineage: Eukaryota; Metazoa; Rotifera; Eurotatoria; Adinetida; Adinetidae.